AUGCUCACCGAAUCGUUCAUCGCUUCCACCCUCCCCUCAGCUGGGAAGCCGCCGCCGUCUGCGGCUCUCCGAGAUGUCGGCAUUUGCAUCCAUGAGUUUCAACCCGCUCCAAACCUCCGAUCCACCUUCAAGAAGAGCUCAACGGCCCCCAAUUGCCUCGCCGUGAGUCCGUCGCAUGUGUUCGCCGCGCAGUCCGAGAAGGCCAUUGUCCAUGUCUACAGUCGUGAGAAGGGAAAUCAGGAGGCUACCGUGCCCUUCCCCGAGCGCAUUCGCAGCAUCGCCAUCGCGGGGAGCAAGAAUGGCGAUAUCUUGGUGUUGGGUACCGAAGACAGUACGGGAGGAGGACGGUUAAUUCUCUGGGAGACCUGCACCGGCCGUCAAGUUGCCUCUACGGCGUCGCAUCUCAAACCCGUCACCUCGCUAGUCGUCGAUCCUACUUCCAAUUAUAUCCUGUCAGGAUCGUCCGACGGCAGUAUUCUCGUCUGGUCUCUCGUUGAUCUUCUCUCCUUCACGAAACCUCCCUCCGGCCGGGAUCGACAGCCCUCCAACGGUCCCCUCCGCACAUUCUCCCACCACCGCGCCGCCAUCACCGCCCUCGCUGUCGGUCACAGCACCGGCCGCUACAACAUCGCCGUCUCGACGGCGCAAGACUCCACCGCCAUCGCCUGGGACUACCGCACCGGCCGCGUCCUCCGCACAUUCCUCCUCCCCGCCAGCGCCAUCAGCGUCGCCCUCGAUCCCGUCGACCGCGCAUUCUACGUCGGCUACGACGACGGCAGCGUCCAGUCCAUCGACUUCUACAAAUCCUCCCAACAACCCACCCAACACCCCCUCCACGACGCCUCUCUUCAAACCACCCCCGCCCAACUCCCCGCCGAGUCCCAAUGGACGCCCCCCUCGCCAGAGUGCGGCGCCGCCCACGCCCUCACUCUCUCCCACGACGGCAUGACGCUCCUCUCGGCGCACCACAACGGCAAGGUUCUGGCCUGGAACGUCGGCCGGCGCAAGUACGCCUCCACUGUGGCCGACUACACCCACCCUGUAACGAACCUCGCCAUGCUUCCACUCGACGGCCUGCCCCGCGGUCCGGCCGGCCGCGCGCCCCAGCGCAUCGCACAUACUAUCGUCAAGCCGCGCUACGACAGCUCCCUCUCGGAGCGCAACAGCGCUGCCGACAGGGUCCCGGCAGACUACACCUUCAGCACGCAUCUUCUCGCGUCGUCGCUCCCCGCGCAGACGGCCCCGCCCCGCCCCGACCCCUUCGCCGCAGCCUUCACCCACCCAUUCUUCCCAGAGUCAAUGCUAGAAGAAGGCCUCGCCGAGCUGUCCGCGUUCUCUACCACCGGCGGGGCCGCCGCGCAACCGACCGGAACAAUCAGCGAUGAAGACGCCGCAGCAAAGGACGCCCAGAUCGCCGCGCUGGAGACCGAGCUCGCCACACUGCGGAAGAAGGUCUCCGCCAGCGAUGCCGCGCGCCACACCACCACCGACGAAGUGACGCGCCUGCGCACCGACCUGGUGCAUCUGCACGACUACAUCAACGAGCUGCACCAAAAGCAGGAGCAGACGCAGCGCGAUCGAGUUGCUCGCCAGGCGCGGCGGGAGGCGCGCGAGACGCGCCGGCGCGAAGCGUGGUUCGCAGCGGAAAAGAAGGGCAAGAAAGGUGAUGCCGUGUUACGGCAGAUGGAUGCGGAGGAGAGCGCACUGACGAGCGAUUCGGAUGAUCUGAGUAGUGGGGAGUGA
This is a messenger RNA of Aspergillus terreus NIH2624, 1743 nucleotides long. RefSeq names its product putative ribosomal assembly complex component Ipi3. The transcript has 2 exons. The record is from RefSeq and is a predicted model, not a curated record. Gene Ontology annotation, cellular component: nuclear pre-replicative complex. Bases 1 to 1743 code for a protein of 580 amino acids. Gene Ontology annotation, molecular function: protein binding. Gene Ontology annotation, biological process: DNA-templated DNA replication; rRNA processing. Lineage: Eukaryota; Fungi; Ascomycota; Eurotiomycetes; Eurotiales; Aspergillaceae.